Messenger RNA from Drosophila grimshawi, 4127 nucleotides. RefSeq names its product semaphorin-1A. Gene Ontology annotation, biological process: axon guidance; neural crest cell migration; semaphorin-plexin signaling pathway. Bases 717 to 3137 code for a protein of 806 amino acids. Gene Ontology annotation, molecular function: chemorepellent activity; semaphorin receptor binding. The record is from RefSeq and is a predicted model, not a curated record. The transcript is spliced from 7 exons. NCBI's taxonomy places the organism in Eukaryota, Metazoa, Arthropoda, Insecta, Diptera, Drosophilidae.
AAAAUGGCCGCCGAAGUGUAAAGAGUAUACUUUUUUAGAAGUUCGUGUUUUUCGCUUAAUUUGAUCAUUAUUUGUACAUUUUUUAUGAAUUUUGGUGAGUCCAGUGGCUGCACAAAGAUGCUCAGCACAAAUAUGCCCAAAACGCAUAACUAAAUUGUUUUGCGUUUUCUUUUGAGUACAUCAGCUAAUAGCAUUGAGAAAGAAACCGAAGAAGAAGAAGCGAAAGAAAUCAUCAAGCAAACGCAGUGAAAAUUAUAAUAUACAACAGCAAUGCAAUGUUAGUGAAUGCAGCAGAAGCAGUAAACAACUGGCACGAAAAUGACAGCAAUCAAAAUGACAAACUGCAGUGAUUAAAACCAGUCGGAGAGUCAGGCAAGAGCCAAAGCCAGAGACAGCCCCAUUGGCACCAGUAGACAGCCACAGCCACGACCAGAGCCAGCCAGCCAGCCAGCUAGCGAGCCACUCAGUCUGUGAGUGUGCCAGUGGCAGCUGCACGACCAGCACUACCACCACCACCACCACUAGCAAUAGCAAUAGCAUUAUCAGCCGCACUGCUGAAUCAUCAGAAUUGCAAAAAAGCCUGGCUCAACAGUUUUCAAGUGCGCUACGUCAAUUGAAAAUACUUAAUUCUAGCUGUGCUGCAACAACUAAAGAACACGUCAAGAGACCUUCAGCGUUCAUCGCCAACAGCAAAAGCAAAAGCAGCAGCAGCAACAAUGCUAAUUACUGACCGUAGCAGAUAUCAACACAACAAAAGCAGCCGCAGCAUCAGCAGCCGCAGCAUCAGCAGCAGCCACAGCAGGGCGAGGGCAACAACAACCAGAACGACAACAGCUGUCGCGCGGCAUAUGUUGGUGUUCCUCCUCGGCCCCAGUAUCUGCCUCUGCCUUGCCAAUGCUUGGAUGCCCGAUGUGCGGCCCGAUUUGCAAACGAAGGCAGACAAAGUGACGGCGAGUUUCUUUGGCAACACGACGGACUAUUAUAAGAUUUUGGGCUACGAUGAUGAGAAUAUUCUCGUGGGUGCCAAGGACUUCUUUUACAACAUCAGCAUGCGCGGAUUGAAGGAGAACAGUCGCCUGGUGUGGCCCAGUUCGGGUGCGGAUCGGGAGCUGUGCAUGCUGAAGGGCAAACACGAAUGGGAUUGCCACAACUAUUUGCGUGUCUUCUCGCGACUCAAUGAUGGACAAUUUCUGCUGUGCGGCACCAAUUCGUACAAGCCACGUUGUCGCCACUAUGCGAACGUCGAGCAGGCAGCAUCGGACGGAGCAGAUGCGACGGUCACCAGCUCCAGCUCCAGCGGCAACAGCAUGCGCUAUGAGAUAACACGAGAUGUGGAGGCGCAAGGCCUGUGCCCAUAUAGUCCCGCCCACAACAGCACCUACGCCUUUGCCGAUGGGCAGUUGUAUAGCGCCACUGUUGCCGAUUUCUCUGGCGGUGAUCCCUUGAUUUAUCGCGAGAAUCUGCGCACCGAGCAAUACGAUCUCAAGCAGCUCAAUCAACCGGAUUUUGUGGGCGCCAUUCAGCGCAAUGGCUACGUGUUCUUCUUUUUCCGCGAACUGUCCAUGGAGUACAUGAACUUUGGCAAGGCGGUCUAUUCGCGUGUGGGUCGUGUCUGCAAGAAUGAUCGUGGCGGUCCCUACAAUCACGGCAAGAGCUGGACAUCGUUCCUCAAGGCGCGGCUCAAUUGCUCGAUGCCCGGCGAAUUUCCAUUCUACUUUGAUGAAAUACAGGCCAUAAGUCCGAUUGUGGAGAGUGGCGCCAAUGCAAUGGUUUAUGCCGUGUUUACAACCUCGGUGAAUGCCAUACCCGGGUCGGCGGUGUGCGCCUAUCGUGUGGAUGAUAUAUUGGCCGCCUUUAAUGGAGACUUCAAGUCGCAAAAGGACUCACAAUCGCACUGGCUGCCCGUUGAGCAGACACAGGUGCCCAAGCCACGUCCCGGCCAGUGUGUGGAUGAUUCGCGCACGCUGACCAGCAUUGCGGUGAACUUUAUUAAGAAUCAUCCACUAAUGGAGACAGCUGUGCCUGCUGUGCACGGCCGUCCGCUGCUGACCAAGGUGAAUCUACAUCACCGACUGACGGCGAUUUCGGUGGAUCCGCAGGUGCGCGCAUUGAAUGGCAAAAAAUAUGAUGUCGUCUACAGCGGCACUGAUGACGGCAAAGUGACGAAGUUCAUCAAUACGGUGACAAUGCAUCAGAAUGGCAGCACCGAACGCCUGCGCACCGUGGUCAUCUCCGAGAUGCAGGUUCUGCCGCUGGGCACUCCAGUGCGCGAACUGGUCAUCUCCUCCAAGAAGAACACACUCGUUGUGGUGAGCGAUGGGCGACUGGUGACGGUGCCACUGCAUCACUGCUCGCUGAUUGUCGACUGCCUGGGCUGUUUGAGCUUGCAGGAUCCGAACUGUGCCUGGGAUCUGCAGACGCACGAGUGCAAGAAUUUGGCUGCCAGUCAACAUAAGUUCGGCACCAAAAGCUAUCUGCAGAGUCUAAAUACGACUAAAAAGGCAGCGGCAUCUUUGUGCCCGAAAACUGCUGCGGAUCCAGUAAUUGUUACCAUGGCACCAUCACAAAUGGAGGAAGUGCAAAAGCUCCACUACGCCAGCAUGGGUGGUGCGCCAGCGGAGGUGCAGCCCAGCCAGGAACAGCAGCCAACAGGCAGCGGUGCUGACCUAAAUGACUAUAUUGAUGAGAAUAAAAUACCGCAAGCAUCUGUGGAUCCCGAGCAGGUUAUGACCAAUCUGCAUGAUCCCCAGAAGUCAAUUGCUGUCGUCAAUGAGCUACAGACGGCAUCGCCCAUUACAAGCUACACCUUAAUGUUGAUCAUAUGUGCCUUCCUGAUAACAUUCUUUCUGGGCGGCUUUGCGGGCAUUCGAAUCAAGCAAUGGUGCAACCAGAAUCGACUUGAUGCCAGCCAUCACAAUCACUUUGGCAAGCCCAUUUCACAAUUCAAGCAUCCAAAUAGCGGCAAGGACAUUAAUUUGUUAAUCAACUCGAAUUCAUAUACCACAACACAGAAAACACCGAAUCUGGAUCUUGAAAAGGAUCGGAGUCACGAGUGCAAAAACUCCACAGAGCAUUUGGAAAAGGAGCUACCCUGCAAAACGUCGACUCUGACAAAAGUGAAGCGAACUUAUAUCUGAAGUGGGGAAGGGAAAACAGCAUCAGUUUUUUUGAUGGCCAGUUUACCACAAAAUUAGUUGAAUUUUCAUUGUUUAUGUUGCUGUUAGUUGUUGUGAACCCACCCCGUUUGGACAAAUCAACAGUUUUUCGAUGCGUUUGAAACGUGUCUUGGUACAUCCGAAACUGUUGUGCUUAUAUUUAGUUUUUUUUGUCAAGAUUUAGUUAAAUUUAUCUACACAGCGUAGCGUCGAGUGCUCUGCUAGCAGAAAAGUUAAUACCCCCGAUAAAGAGUAUGCUUUAGCUGCUACGAAGUAUUCGAUGCGACACGCCUAUAUGUUUAUUUGGUAGUAUAAUUUGUAAGCACAAUAAUUAGAGCUUAGACGAUGGCAUAUCACACAUAGAAUCUGAUAAUUGGGUUACACACAAAAAUUGGCAAUGUUUCUUUUGAACGGAGUUUUUUUGGGGUGUGCCCAAGAAAAUAGCGAACCCACCCACAAAUCGAAUAUUUUUCUCGAAAUUCAAACGAUUAUUAUUCUGUACAAGUAUUUUGUUAGACUGAAUAUUUUUCUAUAAUUUUCUUUAUAGUUUUCUAUGUGCAUGCUAAACAAAAUGGUAUUUAAUAAUAUAAACUGCAUAUGUCUUGUGGCUAACAAAUGCAAUAUAAAUUGUAUCUAACAUAAAGCUCAAUAAGGAAUUGAAUAUAAGAGAAUGUAUUUUUGUAAUUCGAUUAGGUACCAUCUAGACUUAAGGAACUUCAUGAUUUUUUAGGUUUAAAUUCUGCGGUCAAACAUAAAUGAGGCUGAUUCGUAAGAACUGAGAUCCCUUGACACAGCAGCCUAAAACCAUGAAGAGAAAGAAUAACGCACAAAUCUUGAAAGCACGCGCCUUACAUAAAAAUCAAUCAAUAUAAUCGAUAUAUAAAAGCCUAUAUUUAGGCCUUAAAUGUAAAGUUAAACAUUAUAGCCUAAGCAUUACAAUAAAUACACACUUGCAUGUAUUUUUAAGCAGAA